AUGAUAGUGCUGUUUGUUUUAAUAGUGUACAUUUUACAAAGCAUCCAAGGAUAUGCAGGUUUUGCAGGUCCAAAUCGCGACAAAAUUGUAGCAUGCUACUACACAAACUGGGCUAUGUACAGAAAUGGUGCGGGGAGUUUCGACAUCUCUAACAUAGAUGCUUCCCUCUGUAGUCACUUGAUCUAUGCGUACGUAGGUCUCGACGAAAAAUCUUUUGUAAUUAAAAGUCUUGAUCCGAAGCAAGAUUUAGACGAAGAUGGUGGAAAGGGAGGGUUUAAGAGAGUAGCUGCUCUUAAAGAACAACAUAAAUAUCUUAAAACUAUCGUUUCUAUUGGAGGAUGGAAUGAAGGAUCGAUAAAAUACUCUAAAAUGGCAGCCAAUCCAAGAUUAAGAAGUAUAUUUGUAAAAAGCGUUGUCAAAUUUUUAAUCACUCACAAAUUCGAUGGUCUAGACUUGCAUUGGGACUGCCCAACAAAAAGAGGUGGAAUUCCCGAGGAUAAGACGAAUUAUGUCAGUUUAAUCAAGGAAUUAUCAGAAGCUUUCGAACCUAAAGGCUUUAUCUUAAUGGGUUCUCUCAAGAGUGGUCCAGAAGAAAUGGCCUCCAUUUACGAUUUAGUUUAUGUAAACUUUUAUUUCGACUUCAUGAACAUAAUAGCAUAUGAUUACCACGGGCCUUGGAACGGUGUUGUGGGUCCCAAUGCACCUUUACAUGGAAAUAGUGAUAAUGAUGUUUUAAGUGUGGAAUAUUCUGUUAAACAUCUACUAGCAAAUGGAUUAACACCAAGCAAAAUAAUUCUCGAUAUAUGCACGCAUGGAAGGACAUUUAUUUUUAAAAAUCCCGGUGUCAAAAGCGUGGUUUUUGGUGAAACGGAAACUAAAUUUUCAGGUUUCGCUUCAGAAUUCAGCGGUGCCAAAGGAUUUAUAGGAUACAAUGAAGUAAGAAUUGCCUUUUGUAUU
Messenger RNA from Brenthis ino (lesser marbled fritillary), 957 nucleotides. Lineage: Eukaryota; Metazoa; Arthropoda; Insecta; Lepidoptera; Nymphalidae. The record is from the annotation of a GenBank genome assembly.